Momordica charantia (bitter melon) is the source of this 1337-nucleotide messenger RNA. RefSeq names its product formiminotransferase cyclodeaminase-like protein. Gene Ontology annotation, molecular function: transferase activity; folic acid binding. The record is from RefSeq and is a predicted model, not a curated record. Lineage: Eukaryota; Viridiplantae; Streptophyta; Magnoliopsida; Cucurbitales; Cucurbitaceae.
UCGAUCAGUUUUCGACGCAUCGCUGCCCACUGCUGCAUACGUCAGGGAGACUGGAGAGUCAAUUUUGCGCACUAAAAAAAAAAGUUGUGUUGCGUCCGUGCGGACUCACGGGCGGCCAAGCCCCCGCCCACUCUUUUGUUCUUGGGAUUUCUUUAUAUAUAAUCCUCCAAAUCCCAAUAUAAUGCGAAUGCCACUUUCAAAUCCUUACCCCUCACCCUAAUCUACAACAAGACCAACCAAUGGCUUUCGAUCUCAGCGCCAAGGACAAGAGGAGGGGCGUGGAGCAGAAGGUGCUGGUAUGCUGCAAAUACUACGUCUCAGAAUCGCGAAAUCGCUCAGUUCUGGAGGCAAUCGAGAGAGCCGCGAGCGUAGUAGACCCAGAGUCGGUAAUCAUGAAGAAAUUCGGAGACAGGGCUUACAACAGGACAAGAUACAGCAUCGUCUCCUACGUCCUCCACGACACCACAGGGAAUCCCAUUUACAGCCCAUUGCACCAAACAGUACUCGCCAUGACCCAAGCCGCUUUCUCCAACAUCAAUCUCCAGUUCCAUUCCGGCGCCCACCCUCGGCUCGGGGUCGUAGACGACAUCAUUUUCCAUCCCCUGGCUCGGGCCUCCCUCCACGAAGCCGCUUGGCUCGCCAAGGCACUCGCUGCCGACAUUGCCACUACGUUUCAAGUGCCUGUAUAUCUGUACUCUGCAGCUCACCCAAGGGGGAAGGCCCUGGACGAUUUGAGACGGGAGCUUGGGUAUUUCCGGCCCAACUACAACGGGAACCAAUGGGCGGGGUGGUCGAUGACGGAAACGUUGCCGGAGAAGCCGGAUGAAGGGCCGAACACUGUGUCUCCAGCGCGAGGAAUCACGAUGAUUGGUGCACGUCCGUGGACGGCGACGUACAACAUUCCGAUAUUGUCCAAGGACGUGGCAACGGCUCGGAGAAUAGCGCGGAUGGUGAGUGCCCGAGGAGGUGGCCUGCCCGCGGUCCAGACCAUAGCUCUUCUUCACGAUGAUGAUACGACGGAGAUAGCUUGCUAUUUGCUGGACCCCAACAAUGUCGGAGCCGAUCGGGUCCAGAGACGAGUGCAGAUGCUCGCCGCCCAAUUUGGAUUGGAAGUUGAAAAUGGCUACUUCACUGAUGACUCGCCGGAGAUGAUUACCGAGAAAUAUUUCAAUUUAAUUUCCGGUACUAAGAAUCAACUGGUGGACGUGGACCACCAAUGAUUUCUAAAAUUUCUGUAUCCAUUAAGGUUUCCUAAUAAAACAGGUACAGAAUGUGCCGUACAAUUUACGAAUGUCGAACCCAACAAAUAAGAAAGCCCUACAAUUUUACUCGCAUUA